GCGAUUGAAAUGCUUGGUGGAGAAUUGGGUUCAAAGAAGCCAGUUCACCCUAAUGACCAUGUGAACAUGAGCCAGUCAAGUAAUGACACCUUCCCUACUGCAAUGCACAUCGCUGUAGCUAGAGAGAUUAAUGCUCGCCUUCUACCUGCUUUGAAACAACUCCAUGAUUCGCUUCAGAAGAAAUCGAACGAGUUUAAGGAUAUUAUCAAGAUUGGCCGUACUCACACUCAGGAUGCUGUGCCAUUGACUCUUGGUCAGGAGUUCUCUGGUUAUGCGCAACAGAUUGAGAAUGGCAUCGAGCGUGUAAAGGGGACCCUGCCUCGCCUUCACCAAUUGGCUCUCGGAGGAACAGCUGUGGGGACUGGUUUGAACACCCGUAAGGGCUUUGCUGAAAAGGCUGCAAAGACUAUUGCUGACCUUACUGGGUUGCCUUUCACUACUGCUCCCAACAAAUUCGAAGCUCUUGCUGCUCACGAUGCUCUAGUUGAAGUACACGGCGCUUUAAACACUUUGGCUGCAUCUUUCAUGAAGGUCGCCAAUGAUAUUCGUUUCCUCGGCUCUGGUCCAAGGUGCGGUCUGGGUGAGCUUUCCCUUCCUGAGAACGAGCCCGGAAGCUCGAUUAUGCCUGGAAAGGUCAAUCCUACCCAAUGCGAGGCUAUGACUAUGGUUGCCGCUCAGGUUAUGGGAAAUCAGGUUGCCGUUACUGUGGGAGGCUCCAACGGUCACUUUGAGCUUAACGUCUUCAAACCACUUAUCAUAAAGAAUGUUCUGCAAUCUACCAGGCUUCUGGCUGAUGUUGCUGUUUCGUUCUCGCUCAAUUGUGUAGAUGGCAUCAAGGCUAAUAAGGAGAAUAUUGCUAAGAUUAUGCGCGAGUCACUCAUGCUUGUCACUGCUCUCAACCCUCAUAUCGGCUAUGACAAUGCUGCAAAGAUUGCAAAGGUUUGUUAUGGCGGUCUUGACGAAUCGAUGUUAAAUUAG
Strongylus vulgaris is the source of this 978-nucleotide messenger RNA. The record is from the annotation of a GenBank genome assembly. Lineage: Eukaryota; Metazoa; Nematoda; Chromadorea; Rhabditida; Strongylidae.